CCAGUGGGGUCAUGUUAAGGAGUGAUGUGAAAAAGUGCAAAGAAAUACACAGAUAAAUAAGUAUUUUCACUGAUGCUGCUGUUUUGUGUUUUCGGGGAGGAGUAUCAACCAGCGCCAAUAAUAACCACCAACAGCAGCGGUUGAAGAAGCGAAUAACAAAUAAUAAUUGUGACUCUUAUGAAUAUUGCUCAGUCACCACCUAGUUAAGGAAAUCGAAGGUGUGAAAUAAAGCAAAAAAAAACGAAAUUGGUGAGAAGACAUUGCGACAGAUUGUCUACUUAACGCGACCCUCGUCGCCUAUUUGGCAACAGCAACAACGGCUGGGUGCUUCAACGACUUUGCUGUUUUGUUACCACGGUUUCGCAAGUUUUCCAAUGAGUCAGCCCAGCGGAGGGUUCCCGAGGAUCUAGUAAUCAACCCAUUAAGAAUAUCAAUGCACAUGUACUUUAAUAAGCAUCAAGAAUCAAAUACUGCCCGUCGUCCAUCUUUACUGCCACAGUUGCACAAAUAGAUUAUUUAACUAUAAUAUUUACUUGCAUACAUUCGCGCAUUUAAUUACAAUUUUGGUCUCGGUAGCCAAUUGCAAUUAACCAAUUCGCCUCCAAGUAGUUAGACAGACGAUAUUAGUUGUCACUACGUUUAACGACCCACUAGCACUACACUGCGAUGGGUAAUUGCUUGCAAUGCUUCCAGUCGACGUCCGAAAAUUCGGGUGCCCCGAGUGCUGCUUCAGCGCCCACCUGCCAAAAACCACACAUUGAAGAAACGGAUGAAUUGCUCUCGCCCAGAAGUCCACUCAAGAACGCAAACAAUUGUGAUACUAAGCGAAGUAGUUUUAAGAAGUCUUUGGUUCUGCUUAAUGGAAACGCCGCCACAAUGAGUGAUAUAAUAACGACGGCCGUUAAGGAAACACUGGAAGUAUCCGACAACACACUUAAUCAGCUUUUUGAAGAGUAUAAAGAUCCCGAAGAAGAUAUGAUACUCACAGAGGGUAUUGAGCGCCUUUGUCAUGACCUUAAAUACCAGCCGGACGAAUUCGCUAUUCUGGUGCUGGCCUGGUGUUUGGAUGCAUCUCAAAUGUGCCGCUUUACCAAGUCCGAAUUCAUUGAGGGCUUACAUAAGAUGUGUGCAGACACUAUCGACAAAAUACGUAUAAGACUGGAGCAAACGAUUGAAAUGCUCAAAGUGGACACGGAAAUGUUUAAGCAGCUGUAUCGAUUCACAUUUCGCUUCGGCUUAGAGCCUGAUCAGCGCAUUCUCUCAUUGGACAUGGCCAUUAGCCUUUGGAAAUUGGUGUUCACGGUGCAUACGCCAGAACUGCUCAGAAAUUGGAUACAUUUCCUCGAGCAGCACCCCAGCAUACGUGGCAUACCGAAGGAUACGUGGAAUAUGUUUUUGAAUUUCUCCGAACAAUGUGAUAUCAAUAAUUACGACGAUACAGAAGCAUGGCCGAGCUUAUUCGACGAUUUCGUCGAUUACGAACGUUCCCGUCUAACUACGCUCACUGAAGUUGAAGAAAGCGAAGUAGCAGUCGAUAGUGGUUAUGGAGCGACUGCGGUAGUCGGUGAACCUGUAGACAACACGCAGUUAGAGACAUGUGUUGCAGCCGCCUAUGUCGAUGAUGACAACAACAAUGAUGAUUUUAGUCGACAAGGGCAUCAGCAUGUGAUGCACGCGCACGAUUCACAAUUAGGGAAGGCGGGAACAACAGGAACGACGGGCGUUCGCAGCGCCAACGAUGAUAUAUUAUAGUAUUAAACACUUGUUCAUGGAACGACGGGUAUAUCGAUAUGUUGCGAUGAUUUGAAAAUUGCUUCUUUUAUUUAUUUUUUAAUGAAGCAAAAGUCGAGAAACAAAGGGCUAGAAAGAUGAAACAACUACAUAGCCGCAAAGCUUUUCGAGGACGACAUUUGCAUUUGCGUUUGCUUAACGCACUGCUCAUUCGAAGAUCUCCUUUUAUUAUUAUUAUUAUUAUAAUGAACAAAUAAUUCAUUUAUUUUGUGCUAUAUGCACAUUCAUACUAGACUUGAAUAUGAACGAAUAACGCUUUUCCAGUGAGCAAUGUGGUGCGUUAGAGUAAGUUUUAACUAUAAACCAUUUCAUUGCAUACACAUAUACUAGUUUUACUUAACUUUCCAACACCUUUUCAUUAUGUAGGGCACAUUCCCAAUACCUUCGAAAAUGCAAUAUAAGACUCAUUGGCAACUAAGUAACUUAGGAUUAAAUGGGAUAUAAGCAAAGUCAAUAUGUAGAUGUUGUAAGAGAAAAUUACGUGCCUCACGAAUAACAUUACCUGGUUUCUUUCUGUUGCAACCUUUGUUGAAAAGCAGAGUGUGCAUUAGCAUAAUUUUGCCAAAACUAUUGAAUAGCAAAAUUAUAUAGUUGUAACUGAUUUAUUUCAAUUGCACACUUAUCGUUUUAUUUAAUGAAAUAAUCAAAUCAAUUUACUUGACGGACAUGUUUGGGUUUUCAGCAGUACAUUUGAAUGCACCACAUACAUACACUUAUUUAGAUAAGAUAAGACAAGAUGAUCAUUAAUGUAUCCCAUUUUAAUUUACAUAAAUGCAUAUAUAGUAUGUUGAUAAAUUUUUGUUAUGGCUAAUUUUGUUUUGUACAUAAAUACAAA
Molecule: messenger RNA, 2626 nt
Organism: Anastrepha obliqua
Lineage: Eukaryota; Metazoa; Arthropoda; Insecta; Diptera; Tephritidae
Gene: SCCRO3
Product: DCN1-like protein 3
Exons: 4
Coding region: 667-1752 (361 amino acids)
Biological process (GO): positive regulation of ubiquitin-protein transferase activity; protein neddylation
Cellular component (GO): ubiquitin ligase complex
Molecular function (GO): ubiquitin conjugating enzyme binding; cullin family protein binding; ubiquitin-like protein binding
Source: RefSeq, a predicted model, not a curated record